GGGGGGGGGGGGGGGAUCACUCAAGGACCAAGGUACCAUCCAAUGAACCCAAUCGCAAUUCCCCAGUACCACCAGUACCAGUCCAUGGUCACCCAGCGGUUUUAUUCUCGCUGGUUGCUCACCUGAAUCAAAAAGAAAAAGAAGGGCAAGGCGAGAAACUACCCCCAGGGUGGCUGGCCCUAGUCUCAGAGUAUCGCGAGAAGGAAAAAGCAAUGCGCGUUGCGGAUGGAUACCUAGUGUACGCAGUACACACUCUGUCUCUCGGAGUCUCUGUGGCUCCCAUCACCCUUUCAGUAAGUAUAUCUCUCUCUCUGCCUUGUUGUCGUUCGCUCAACGUGUGCUUUGUCGGCCCUGUCGCUACCCAGGGUGCCAGGCACACACACACGCACUAUACUGCGUACGUCUACGCCUUGCAACGUGACUGGUGAACGUCUGCGCCUGGUUCCAGCGGACGGAAGAUGCCCAAUUUCUGCAGACAGACGCGUAGGCGUAGCGGAUACGCAGGAGAGCCAGACCCGGGUACGGGUACGUAUCCGUACGUACGACACAAUGAUAGCGUGCAGUAGAUAAUCUUGGGAAGACUGCCAAACUGGAGCCCAAAAAGUCCAAAGUGGCCGGGGUCAGGGAGAUGAGCCAGGGGAUCAAAGGCAAGGAUCAAGUGAACAGCCAGGGGUUGGGAAGGGGAGGGGGGUGAUCCGGGAGAGGAGGGGGGA
Messenger RNA from Colletotrichum acutatum, 713 nucleotides. RefSeq lists its product as uncharacterized. The record is from RefSeq and is a predicted model, not a curated record. Bases 213 to 428 code for a protein of 71 amino acids. Lineage: Eukaryota; Fungi; Ascomycota; Sordariomycetes; Glomerellales; Glomerellaceae. The transcript has a single exon.